AUGCUGAUUGUCAAAGACUUCAAGGCAAUCGACAACCCGUGGAAAGUAUCGACCAAGAGCAAGUUCAAAGCCAAGCCCGGCGUCUUCGUCAUGAAGUUCGGCGAGCAGCUCCGGUCGAGCGUCAUCCGGGAGUACCAGUGGUAUUACAUCGAUUACAAUGGUCUGAAGGCCGAGCUCAAGAAUGCCACUGGCCCGGCAAAGACUGGCGAUGCCGAAGGAAACGAAUGGACCGAGGAGGAUGAGAUUCGAUUUGUUGGGAAGCUCGAGGCAGAGCUGGAGAAGGUCCAUACCAAGCAGCAGGUCAAGGCCAUGGAAAUUUCUCGACGAAUUGCCGUCAGUGACCACGAGGUGAAGGAUGUCGUCAAUCGACUGAAUGAACGUGAUCUUGGCGAAGGCGGUCCUAGUGAGGAAGAAUUUCUGCUGUUGGAGGAGGACUUGAGUGAUAUCAUUGCCGACGUCCACGACCUGGCCAAGUUUGUCCAGCUCAACUAUACAGGCUUCUACAAGAUCAUCAAGAAGCACGAUAAAAUGACGGGGUGGCAUCUUCGACCGGUUUUCGACACCCGACUCAAGGCGAAGCCGUUUUACAAGGAGAAUUACGACGCCUCCGUCAUCAAGUUGUCAAAAUUGUACAACCUGGUUCGAACCCGCGGCAAUCCCGUCAAGGGUGAUAGCGCUGCUGGAGGUGGGCAGGCAAACUUUGUUCGCCAGACAACAAAGUAUUGGGUUCACCCUGACAACGUCACCGAGCUGAAGCUCAUUAUCCUCAAACAUUUGCCAGUGCUAGUUUUCAACGCCAGCAAGGAAUUCGAUCAGCAAGAUUCGGCCAUUACGUCCAUCUACUAUGACAACCCGGAGAAGUGGGACCUUUAUGAAGGCCGAUUGAAGAAGACUGAGGGAGCCGAAGCCAUUCGACUGAGAUGGUAUGGAGGAAUGCAAACUGAGACUAUUUUUGUCGAACGAAAAACCCAUAGAGAAGAUUGGACCGGGGAGAAGUCUGUCAAGGCUCGUUUCUCCCUCAAGGAGAAGAACGUGAAUGCAUACAUGCGUGGUGAGCUAUUGCCUGCCGCCAUUUUUGAGAAGGCGCGCAAAGAGGGCAAGAAGUCAGAGAAGGCUAUUGCAGAAGAUGAACGAUUGGCCGCCGAAAUCCAGUAUUCUGUCUUGAAGCAUGGCUACAAGCCUGUGUGCCGAUCGUUUUAUAACCGAACCGCCUUUCAGCUUCCGGCAGACGCACGUGUCCGAAUUUCUCUGGACACUGAGCUUACAAUGGUCCGCGAGGAUAAUCUUGAUGGACGACGACGGAGUGGCGAUAAUUGGAGACGAAUGGAUAUUGGAGUCGAUUGGCCCUUCUCGCAGCUACCGCCUGAGGAUGUAGUUCGAUUUCCUUACGCCGUUCUCGAGGUGAAGCUCCAGACGCAAAUGGGACAAGAGCCCCCGGAGUGGGUGCGACAACUUAUCGCCUCACAUCUGGUAGAGGCAGUGCCUAAGUUUUCCAAAUUCAUCCACGGAACGGCUUGUUUAUUCCCUGAUCGCAUCAAUCUUUUGCCCUUCUGGAUGCCACAGAUGGAUGUUGACAUCCGCAAGCCUGCCUCGCAUGAUUUUGGUAUCCGUAGACCUGGUCUGUCAGGCACGACCAACACAUCAGACGAUGACGAGGAGGACCUGGACUCUGACGAUGAAGAAAUGCGGCUGGCCGCCCGUCCUGCUACCUCGAACGGACAGUCCAGCUCGCGGUCUCUUCCCGGUCCGAGCGACGCGGAGGGCCAGACAGUGGACCAAAUCGGUGCCAAUGACGAUUACCCAAUCUAUGACUCCGAUGAUGAAUACGAUCCCAACUAUGAGCUGGAAGAGGCGAGACGUGUCGGAGGAUAUCACUACUAUACGACCUUGCUCGCCACCAAGGGCCGAGCGGUGCGGGACGGGACUCUCAACAUUCUCAACGCUAGGCUCCAAGCGCUCUUUGGAUCCAACGAUAUUCAACAGAAAAAGUUCAAAGCACCCCCGGGCAAGAAGAUCUACGUUCCCGUCCGUGUGGAACCCAAGGUCUUCUUUGCCGCCGAGAGAACAUUCCUUGGCUGGCUCGAAUACUCCAUCUACAUUGGUACCAUUGCUGUCACCCUCCUCAAUUUUGGCGACCACCCAACUCGUACUUCUUUCUUUGUUGCGGGCGUAUUUACGCUCCUGGCAAUUCUCAGUCUGUGCUACUCUGUGGGUAUUUACCUGUACAGAAGCAAAUCGAUUCGAAACCGCAAGGCAGCUAGGUACUAUGAUAAAUGGGGACCAAGUGUGCUUUGUGUAUCGUUGUUUGUAGCUGUAGCGUUGAAUUUCGGCUUUGAGGGUAGGGAGAGGAAAGUUUGGUGA
This is a messenger RNA of Pochonia chlamydosporia 170, 2361 nucleotides long. Its product is annotated as vacuolar transporter chaperone 4. Gene Ontology annotation, cellular component: vacuolar transporter chaperone complex; fungal-type vacuole membrane. Bases 1 to 2361 code for a protein of 786 amino acids. The record is from RefSeq and is a predicted model, not a curated record. Gene Ontology annotation, biological process: vacuolar transport; polyphosphate metabolic process; microautophagy. The transcript is spliced from 4 exons. NCBI's taxonomy places the organism in Eukaryota, Fungi, Ascomycota, Sordariomycetes, Hypocreales, Clavicipitaceae.